This is a messenger RNA of Pocillopora verrucosa, 1572 nucleotides long. The record is from RefSeq and is a predicted model, not a curated record. Lineage: Eukaryota; Metazoa; Cnidaria; Anthozoa; Scleractinia; Pocilloporidae.
AUGGAUGCUGAGGGAGUCGAAGAUGGAACUAGUUUAAGAAGAAGCAAUGUCGACAUCAGGGAUUCAGAAACAGAGCAUCGAGAUGUAGAGGGAUGGAAGUCGUUCGCAGAGGACACAACUCUACACGGUGCCAGGUUUUUCUUCGCAGAUAACUUUUUCAGAAGACUGCUUUGGAUUGCUGCAGUUUUAGGGUACGCAAUUUUCUGCAACUACCAAGUUUACACUUUUGUAAGACACUUUUAUGAGAGACCUUUUAAUACAAAAAUAACGUUCGACAGAGAUAACGAUGAAAACGCAUUUCCUUUCCCAGCUGUGACUCUAUGUAAUCUUAAUGCACUCAACAAAAGAAAACUCAUAAAGUCACUCACGAAUGUUUACGGCCAAGCGACUGUCGAUAAAAAGCUUCAGGAUAUGUAUCUAAUUAUAAGAAGAUCGAAAGCGGCGUUUACCAAAGAAUUCAAGGAGCGCAAUCCAGAGUUUUUCCAUCGUUCUCAAACUGUCAACGAAACCCAAACGAACUUUUGGAUAACUGGUGAUGAUAUGGAAGAUAUGCUUUUACCAACCAGCCCAGAAUUCAGUUCUUGCUCAAUCAAUGGCAAACAGUGCAACGCUCAUAACUUCACAAGCUCACUGAGCGCCUUUCAUGGUUUGAAAUGUCAUACCUUCAACUCUGCAGAGGGUGGUAAUCCAUUGUUGAAUACUACCGUCGCUAGUCUUCCAAGUGGCUUGAGGCUUCGACUUAACAUCGAGCGAGACGAAUAUAUCCCAAUUCCAUGGAGGCCUUCGGUUGGAAUUUUGCUUCUCAUACAUGAGCAGAAGACGUUUCUACCUGUGGAAGAGUUUGGCAUUGUUAUUCAACCGGGAAUGUCUAGUCUAUGCGCCAUAAAAAGAAGAAAGAUAAUUAACUUGGAGAAGCCGUAUGCAACAAACUGCAGGAAAGGAUCUCUUAAGUUUGACAGGGACUUUGCCUACACAAAACCUGCCUGUAUGGUAAAUUGUCGCAACGAUUAUAUUAUCAAAGCUUGCGGUUGCACUGUAAUAAAAUUUCAAGCCAAUCGACCAAUCCCAAUUUGUGCAGUGAAUGACUCAAUUCUGUGCGUUUUCCCAUCGUAUGAAAACUUUGGUACUUCCAGUGAGAAGUCUGCCUGCGAAAGGAAGUGUGGCGAGCCAUGCGAAUAUGUGGAGUACAAGACAUCUCUUUCCUACAGUGGACUUCAGAGGGACGCUUUCAUUGAACAACUCAUGUUCUCUCUUAACAACACUGAGAAAUCUGGUAUGGAACUCGAGAUGUACAAACCCUUUUUGAACAUGACCGAAGAACAAAGGGAGAAGUUUGUAGACGAAAACAUCAUCUCUCUGGAUAUAUAUUUUGAAGACCUGAGCGUUGAGAUCGUUGAGCAAAAACCUGUUUUUGAAACAUGGGCUUUGAUUGGAAACCUGGGUGGUACUUUUGGUCUUUUCCUUGGAAUGAGUUUCCUAACUCUCCUGGAAUUCUUCGAUUUUGUCUUCAGGAGAAUUUUGCACUUGUUCAAAGCAACGAAAAACAAGAAAAGCUUAGCAUCUGACAGAUAA